Molecule: messenger RNA, 393 nt
Organism: Sphaeroforma arctica JP610
Lineage: Eukaryota; Ichthyosporea; Ichthyophonida
Exons: 2
Coding region: 1-393 (130 amino acids)
Source: RefSeq, a predicted model, not a curated record
AUGUUGUUCAAUGACGAAAAGACCGCCAAUGCUAUACUACGCGAAAAAAAUCCAGAGAAAGUCAAGGCGCUCGGACGCACCGUCGCGCGAUUCGAUCCUCUGGUCUGGAUCAGUCGCAGCAUGUUCCUUGUGCAACAAGGGCUGCGGUACAAAUUUCGCCAAAACCAAGAAAUGCGCGAUAUAAUGCUAGGUAUCGAAGGUCGCACACUGGUCGAGGCUGCCCACUACGAUAGGGUGUGGGGUGUAGGUAUGCAUGAAACGGACACGGAGAUUGUGUUUGUGGACCGAUGGAGAGGCCAGAAUUUACUGGGCCAGGGUCUGAUGAAUGUACCCGCGGAGUUGCUGUUUAAGGAGAGUUGUCGUGGGAGGCGAACGAAGAAGAGGUGGAUAUAA